UUCCCGAACUCUAUAGGAGGGGAAACACUGCUGUACAUGACUGCUCUCACUAAGUGGCGGCUAGCAUUCAGCGCGGUGGAUAUUAGCAGCCGUUCGAUAUUACGACUCGCCGACCAUAAACAUACCUCACCCCCCCAAAAAAAUUUCUCCUCGAAUUUAGACAAUAUACAAGAAUGACCCUGGCAAUGACAAAAUCAGCGGAAUUCCGCGGAUCUGCGGAAAAUUCUCAUCCCUGGACAUAGGAGGAAAAGAAGGUAAAUUGGACAUGAAAUUAAUAUUUUUAUGGGUCAAAAAGUUUUGAUCAUGAACAUGUUUCAGGUACAGGUUUUUAAAUGGCCAAAUGCAUAUAUACAUGGGAAUGUGUCUUCAUCCCUGACUGCCUGUUUGUAAUAAAAAUAACAACAUACAUACAUAUAAGUAGAAAUAAAAUAGUAAAACAGAACUGUUUAAUUGAGCUUUUUUUUUUUUUUUACCUCAAAAUGCACCAGAAUGCUAGUCUGGGAAUACCCAGACUGCCUGUGCACUCAUUGUCAUUUCGUUUACUAGGCAGUCUGGCGACCUGGGGUUGAAUUUGUCCCUGAGUCAGGGAUCCAAUCACAGGACGGGGAGGGACAGUUAGACGAUGACGCACACUAAGCGACUACGCGCAAUGCAUGAUGGGUUGUUCAUAACAAAAAAAGAUGGCGGCGGCUGCGUUCGACCAAGCAUUGGACAGAGUUCUGAAUAGUUUAGAAAGACCGUUUAUUUUAAAACAAGAACAGCGUUUGGCCUUAGAAGCUUUUGUCAACAAAAAGAAAGAUGUAUUAGCUUUACUGCCCACGGGAUUUGGCAAGAGUCUAAUUUACCAGUUAGCUCCGUUAGUUGCGAAGGAAAUCGGAUCUAUCAAGACCCCUGUUGUUGUGGUAGUGUCGCCAUUGAUUGCCUUGAUAGAGGAUCAGAUAAAGGAAGCAGCCGACCUCGGGAUUUCUGCGACUCAGUUGGGCCUCGGGGAAGAAAAAGACAUAAAGAGUUGCCGGUACCAGGUGGUGUUUGGCAGCCCCGAGGCAUGGCUAAGCGCCAAGUGGGAGAACAUGCUAUCCACCGAAGCAUACAAGACCAACCUUAUAGGCAUCGUCGUGGAUGAAGUCCAUCUUACAUACAAGUGGGGGAAUGCGGGGAGAGGACAAAAGGCCUUCAGAGAAAGCUUUGCAAGGUUGGGGGAACUUCGAGCAAUCGUCAAACCAGGAACACCUGUAUUGGCUUUGACUGCAUCAGCUGAUUUGCACUCAAGAGACAUUGUGAGAAGACGGCUACACUUCCAGAAUGCAGUCAACAUUAUUGUUAGCCCCAACAGACCCAACAUUAGACUUGCUGUAAGGCGGCUUGUGACAGACUCUCUAGACUGCUUCGACUGGCUGGUGAAGAACUUGAAAGAGAGAAGACUGGAUAUGUUACCAGUCAUUAUAUACUGCCGUACAAUAAACACUGUGACAAGAGUAUUCCUCCACCUGAAGUCUGAACUUGGGGACAGUGCCUGGGUAGGCGAAGAGAAAAAAGGUGACAAUCUCCUUAUUGGGAUGUUUCACAGCCACACUCUACCUGUAAACAAGAGUAGGGUACUGUCUUCAAUUAACGGAGAAGGGAACUGCAGAGUGGCUGUGGCAACUACAGCACUUGGAGUUGGCCUAAAUUUCCCCAAGGUCUCCCAUGUGAUCAUGUAUGGCUUACCAGAGGACCCAGAGGCCAUUCUCCAGCAGGUUGGAAGAGCAGGCAGAGAUGGCUCUCCUGCUCAUGCUGUUCUUUACGCAAACAAACAGGUUGCCAACACUGACAAUGCAGCAAAGACGGUUCUUCAAGAAAGCCUAAAUGGGUGUUUUAGGAAGGCCCUAUAUUCACAUUUUGAGGAAGAGGUAUCUAGUAUCAAGCCGGGACAUUCUUGCUGUACUUUUUGCCAUACAGUAUGCAAAUGUAACUCUGACUGUUGCUCUGUAGCUACACCCAGUUUUGAAAUGUCAAAAAAGAAUCUAUCACCUGUCAGAUGCAGAAAAGUCACAUUGCAUGAACAGGGACAGGUCAAAGAGCUGUUGGAGAAGUAUAGGGACAGUCUAAUUCCACCAGAUGAACACCUGUACACAAAUGUCUCACUCUGCACUGGUUUCAGCAAUGUGCUAAUUGAAACAGUUAUUGAAAGCCUUCCUGAAAUAUUUAACAUAACUGACAUUAUGAGCAAUCUUCCUGUAUUUGACAUAAAACAUGGCCAGGAAAUUCUCCGGAUCGUUCACAAAGUGUUUAAAGACUUUGAUUUGUGUGACUUCCCAGACACUUGUGAAGAACUGUAUUUGCCACCUGAUAUAGACUUCACCGGAUACUUUGAUUUUCAGGAUGAGGAUGAAGACACUACCAAGUCAUUAAGCAGCAUUGCAUCAGGCUUGUCUUUGCUCCCCCUCUCAGAUUAAUUUCUGAACUAAUGUAAAUAACUGUUGUCCAUGUCACCUUGAAUAAAAAUUCUAUUGUUAAACUCAA
Messenger RNA from Acanthochromis polyacanthus (spiny chromis), 2502 nucleotides. RefSeq names its product probable ATP-dependent DNA helicase RecS. The transcript is spliced from 3 exons. Gene Ontology annotation, molecular function: nucleic acid binding; ATP binding; four-way junction helicase activity. Bases 681 to 2435 code for a protein of 584 amino acids. Lineage: Eukaryota; Metazoa; Chordata; Actinopteri; Pomacentridae. Gene Ontology annotation, biological process: double-strand break repair via homologous recombination; telomere maintenance. Gene Ontology annotation, cellular component: cytoplasm; chromosome; nucleus. The record is from RefSeq and is a predicted model, not a curated record.